GUACAGAUGAUGGAUAUGCUAAUACUAAUAAUCAUAUGCCAGCUUUUGCGUCUGAUCGGAGGAUCAUCUUCAACACUCGAACAAUUGUGUAAAGUAAAGCCACAAUUCGGGUUAUGUCAGCGUAGUGAGAAUGAGAAUCAAAACAAAGGCCCAAACAGGACAUGGACGAGAUUACGUGAUCUCUCCAAAGAUGAACAACAAUUCGUGCGCCUUGCUAGGGAAAGUGGCGAUGAUCCGGCUGUCGAUUUCUGCCUUCGUUACACAGAACGCUGUCCGAAGGAAAAAAUUCCCGAAGAGCCAGUUCCCUUCCAAACUGAGGUUAGGAGUGAUGCAAAGUAA
This is a messenger RNA of Strongylus vulgaris, 339 nucleotides long. Lineage: Eukaryota; Metazoa; Nematoda; Chromadorea; Rhabditida; Strongylidae. The record is from the annotation of a GenBank genome assembly.